This is a messenger RNA of Mycena citricolor, 2116 nucleotides long. The record is from the annotation of a GenBank genome assembly. Lineage: Eukaryota; Fungi; Basidiomycota; Agaricomycetes; Agaricales; Mycenaceae.
GAACCACCUUUUUAUUCUACGACACGCAGCUUUGGUCAGGCAGCCUCUAAUAAUUUCAUUAAACGUUACGCCUCGGUUGUCUCAUCUCCCUGCCACCGCCCGACAUGAAAAUCACCCAAAAAAUUCGUCAAUCCGACAAGGAAAAUAAGAUUUGGUGGUCCUUCGAGUACUUUCCGCCUCGCACUGCUCAGGGCCUCCAGAAUCUGCUCGAUCGUAUAGAGCGCAUGCGCGCAUUGGGCCCAGAGUUCAUUGAUAUCACCUGGAAUGCAGGCGGACGGACUUCCGAUCUUACGGCCGAGAUGGUGAAGACGUGUCAGAGCCUCGUUGGGAUCGAGACGUGCAUGCAUCUUACUUGCACAAACAUGCCGGCGGCCAAGGUGGACAUCGCGUUGAGGGAAGCAAAAAUUUCGGGCUGCCGGAAUGUUCUUGCGCUACGAGGGGAUCCUCCGGCAGGGAAAGAGGCCUGGGAGGCAGUCGAGGGGGGUUUCGUACACGGUGUCGACCUCGUAAAUCAUAUCCGCAAGGACUAUGGUGACUACUUCGAUAUCGCUGUCGCCGGAUUCCCUCAACAUCAGCUCCUUCCACCCGACGAGUUCCAGCAGGAGUUACAGUGGCUGAAGCAGAAGAUCGAGGCCGGCGUUGACUUCAUCUUCACCCAAAUGUUCUACGAUGUCGACAUCUUCAUUGCCUGGGUCAAGGCUGUCCGUGCGGCCGGCAUCACUAUUCCCAUCGUCCCCGGCAUCGCGCCGAUUCAGACGUGGAACGGGUUUAUGCGCGCAACGAGUCUCGCGGAAAUCAAGAUCCCCCAGCACUUUAUGGACGCAUUGGAACCUCACAAAAACGACGACGAGACCGUGAGGGCGAUUGGUACGAAGCUUGUAGCGGAGAUGUGUCGCAAGAUCCUUGACGCCGAUCUCGGAAUCCACGGACUACACUUCUACACCAUGAACCUCGAAAAGGGCACAAAGAUGCUCCUCGAGGAGCUGAACCUCGUUCCUCGCGUGGAGACGAUCAAACCUUUGCCUUGGCGGCAGUCGCUCACACCGAACAGGCGGACAGAGACCAUCCGUCCCAUCUUCUGGGCCAAUAGGACAAAGUCCUACAUCUCACGGACGGAGAACUGGGACGAGUACCCGAACGGACGUUUCGGUGACUCUCGCAGUCCGGCAUACGGUGAUCUCGAUGGUUACGGCGUUUGGCUCAAACAAUCAAAAGAGGACGCACUCAAACUCUGGGGAGAGCCUACUGAGUUCGCUCAGAUCACUGAUCUAUUUGCCCGGUUUUGUACGAAGAGCUUGAAAGCCCUUCCAUGGUCGGACCAGGCUCCUGCCGGAGAAACCUCCAUCAUCUCUGAACAACUGGCCCGCAUGAACCGUUACGGCUUCCUCACGAUCAACUCUCAGCCUGCUGUCAAUGGGGCCAGCAGUGAUCACGCUGUAUUUGGAUGGGGACCUAGGAACGGCUAUGUCUACCAGAAGGCAUAUCUAGAGUUUUUCGUUAGCGCUCCUCUCCUUGCUCUACUGCUUGCGCACAUCGAACGGGACAGCAACAUCACGUACUACGUGAUCAACAAACGCGGCGACCUGCGCACGAACACCCAUUCUGACGGACCUAAUGCUGUCACAUGGGGUGUUUUCCCGGGGAAGGAGAUCGUGCAGCCCACUAUUGUCGAGGCAGUGAGCUUCAUGGCUUGGAAGGACGAAGCAUAUGAGCUCGGGCAGCAGUGGGCCAAUGUUUAUGAGCCCGAGUCCGCUUCCAGAAAGUUGAUUACUGAGCUGAUGGACGAUUGUUUCCUGGUCAAUGUGGUGCACAACGACUUCCACGCUCCAGAGGCCAUUUUCCAGCCGUUCUUCCAAGCCGGAGAGGAAUACCUCGCGCAAACGCCCUGAUCUUCUCCCCAUUGCAUUGUUGUAUAUCUAGAUCUCAUCUCGGGUUCAACCCCCGUACUGUAUUUGCUACAUUCCUUCUCCCCAUCAUCACUCACUCAUACUGCAUCAACUGCGCAUCCUGCAUCAACUGCACAUCUCAUAGCUGUACACAGGCUGUAGACAGUACUUUCAUCAAGUCGUCUCAUGCAUCGAGUACCGGAGCAAGCCGGCUGACCGGCCAAUCUCGG